AUGGCAAUGGAUAAGCGGCUGGUUGUGCGCGAUUGCCACACGAAACCGAUUACGUCGAUGACGUUUGUUCUCUGGAGACGAGAAUAUGUUACUGCAGCGGAAGAUGGCCAAUUACGAUAUUGGGAUUUUGAUUGUGGCAAACUCGUACAAACUGUGAACGAAUAUUCAGGCUGGAUAACCGACAUCGUGUGCUGGGCAGAAUACAAAGCAAUGUUCACGUCAUCGAAUGACAACACCAUCAUUCUGAACCAUCCAGUCUAUUGUCUUGCAUGGCAGCAUCGACAUUCUCAACUAAUUGCAGGAAUGAAUGGCAGCAUUCGUGCUUACAAUGUAAAAGAAGGGUUGUUGAUAGGAGCUCCUAGCUUGGUGAGGAAAGCUCAAGUUGUUAAUUCUCAUGUCGAUAUUGUGAAGUGUAUUGUAUGUAUGGAUGCCAAAGUUUACAGUGGAGGGUGCUUAUGUCGAUUGUAUGUAUGUAUGUACACAUAUUUGUGUACAAAACCUUUCAUACAAUAUCAUGUACUCAGAUAUGACCAGAGACUCGUCUCACACGAAAUACCACCAGGAGAGAAAGAAAUGAGAGCGUGUAACAUUGUAAAGACUGCACAUGAUGCUGGUAUCAACUGUAUGGCAUAUGCAAAGGAUACAGAGAACACAUGGUAUGAGGUUGCAUUUUUUGUUUUCGUUUUGUUUCAUUGUGUGAGGGGAGAUUUACCUCGAAACAAAACAGUUUGGAUAUCAACAGGCCACAAGCUCAUAACAAUUUUUGAUCCAAAGUCUGGAGAAAAUGUAUCGGAGUUUGUUAGCACAUACAGAGAACUAGCAAGGGACAAAGACAAGCGUUCACUGUUGGCACUGAGAUAUAUUCCUGAAACAAAUGAGGUUAUCGCAACAACAAGGAGGAGGCAGCUUGUCAUCUGGAAAUAUGAACAAACGGCAGCGACUAUCACUCUUCCCGGCAAAAAGACAUUUGACUGUCUUGCAUACAACUGGUUGACAAAGUUUGUUACCAGAAAUCAAAGUCUGACAAAGAUGACGACCUUGCUUCUGAUGGUGUUAUAACCGACAUGGCAUAUUGCCCAGAAAGAAAUGAGUUUGCAUACUCAUCAACUGACAAACUUGUUUACAUUCGGAAGUUUGCAGAGACAGGAAGUGAGAUGAAAAUGGCUGCUGUUCUGCAAGGCCACGAAA
Corticium candelabrum is the source of this 1188-nucleotide messenger RNA. RefSeq lists its product as uncharacterized. Gene Ontology annotation, cellular component: nucleolus. The record is from RefSeq and is a predicted model, not a curated record. The transcript has 14 exons. Lineage: Eukaryota; Metazoa; Porifera; Homoscleromorpha; Homosclerophorida; Plakinidae. Bases 1 to 1059 code for a protein of 352 amino acids. Gene Ontology annotation, biological process: ribosomal large subunit assembly. Gene Ontology annotation, molecular function: protein binding.